Molecule: messenger RNA, 1532 nt
Organism: Saccoglossus kowalevskii
Lineage: Eukaryota; Metazoa; Hemichordata; Enteropneusta; Harrimaniidae
Product: fascin-like
Cellular component (GO): catalytic step 2 spliceosome; striated muscle dense body; nucleolus
Molecular function (GO): actin filament binding; protein-macromolecule adaptor activity
Source: RefSeq, a predicted model, not a curated record
AUGUCGAGUAACGGGGUUAUAGCAACGGAGAGGAACCUUGUUUUUGGAUUCAUGAACAGCAGCAAGAAGUACUUGACGCAUGAAAAAUUCGGUCUGAAAAUCAACGCGUUGGGCAAAUUUCUGAAAAGCAAACAGAAAUGGACAGUGGAGCAACCGGCAGGGAAUGACGCCGUUUUUCUGCGCAGUCAUCUCAACCGUUACAUGUCUGCCGAUGAGAAAGGUAACGUGAGCUGUGAGGCGGAGGCGAAGGGGGACAAUGAGAAGUUCGUGUUGGAGAUAGAUAAUGAUGGGCUCUGGGCGCUGAAGAGUUACUGUCACGGUUACUACUUCGGAGGUACAGACGACACGCUGUCAUGUUUCAGCAAAACCAAGGGUGCUAAUGAGUUGUGGACAGUGCAUGUCGCGAUACAUCCGCAAGUCCACAUCCGCAACGUCAAAGCCAAACGCUAUGCAAAAAUGGAAGAGAACGAGUUGAGAGUCAUUGGAGAUCUCCCUUGGGGCGAAGAAUCUCUCGUCACUUUAGCUUUUCGCGACGGAAAGUACAUGUUUCUUUCGUUCGACGACAAAUACCUUCACCGCAAUGGCAGUAUGGUCGACGAACCUAGCGACGAUACAAAAUUCGUCAUGGAGCUUCACUCGGGCAAGGUGUCGUUUAAGGACUGUGAGGGGUGUUACCUGUCCUGCAUCGGCCAGAAAGCCACCAUGAAAUCGAAAAACAAGUCGGCGGGGAAGGAUGAACUGUUCGUGCUGGAGGACAGUUACCCUCAAGGUGUGAUCAUCGCAAGUAGCGGAAAAUAUGUGUCUUUAAAGCAGGGGCAAGACCUGUCAGCAAACCAAGAUAGUAUCGGUGCCGAGGAGACAUUUCAGUUAGAAUUCGAUGAAUUCACUGGGAAAUGGGCUUUCCGCAUUUCAGCUGACAAGUACUGGACGUUGGCUAGCACAUCGGGAAUUCAAGCAACAAGCACCAAUAAAAAUUCACCGGAAGCACUAUUCCAAGUGGAAUACCACGGCAAGCACAUUGCACUGAAGGCAAAAAACGGCAAGUACGUGACAUGCAAACCCAGUGGACAUCUCUACGCCUCGGCGGACGUCGCCACUGACAAAGAAAUGUUCCUGUUCAGGUUGAUCAACCGCCCUCUAUUGGUGCUGCGUGGAGUAGAUGGAUUCGUGGGUGUGAAGUCGUCAUCCAAGUCCAACAAACUGGAGUGCAAUUGUUCCAAAUAUACACUGAUGCAUUUGCUAUACAACGACGGUAGAUAUAAGUUAAAAACUUCUGGAGAUAAGAGCUGGGCCGUCGAUUCACACGGAGAUGUGUCAAUAGAUGGCGCUAACUCCGGAGAUUUCAUCCUGGAAUUCCAUCGCGAGAAUAAACUCUGUAUUCGGGCUCCUAACGACAAGUACAUCAAAGGUGAACAGAGUGGCAUCUUCAGAGCAAAUGGCUCGGAGGUGAAUGAAUCCACUAUGUGGGAAUAUUAGGUUAUAUAGAUCAGACAAUGGUAAUUAGUUCAAGUUCACAUCCGCUCUCAUCAGCA